Ooceraea biroi (clonal raider ant) is the source of this 1625-nucleotide messenger RNA. Its product is annotated as cytochrome c oxidase assembly protein COX18, mitochondrial. Gene Ontology annotation, biological process: protein insertion into mitochondrial inner membrane from matrix; mitochondrial respiratory chain complex IV assembly. Lineage: Eukaryota; Metazoa; Arthropoda; Insecta; Hymenoptera; Formicidae. Gene Ontology annotation, molecular function: membrane insertase activity. The record is from RefSeq and is a predicted model, not a curated record. Gene Ontology annotation, cellular component: mitochondrial inner membrane.
GAAUAUCGGAACGCAGCCUUUAUGUGGAACGUACUCUGUGUUGUGUAAUAUAUGUAGUAUUCCAUAGUACUCUGCUAAAUACUAUACUAAAAAUUCUGGCAAGAAUUCACAUCUUAAACAACAAAUAUGCGUGCGAGAAUGUUAAAUAUGAAAUUUUACAGUGUGAUUAAUAAAUCGAUCUGACAUUAACGCAUGGGUCUAACGUAAUAUUUCUUUGGCCAGUUGCUCCUACAAGUGCUCACCAUGCAUGUACCAAAGUUACAACUUGUUUUUCUGAGGCAGUUCAAGCGAGUCGCCAAAGUUCAAACUAUCAAUAAUAUCAAUAAUAAUAAUGCCUAUUUUAUUACAUCAUCAAGUACUUUAUUUCAUACCAUACAUAGCGACUAUGGUGCAUUUUCUUGUACAAGCAAUGCACAAGAUUUGGCUCGUAGCAGUCAGCAGCCAACAUUAUUGAAAAAUCUCAGUGCUGGACGAUACAGUUCAGGAGUACGGAAUAAUUGCUUCCGUAUGUCUCAUCCUGGGAUUAUUUCUCAUGCGAUAUUGUAUAACAGAAGGAAACACGUGGAACGUAAAACUGGUCACAGUCUCUGUUACAACAGCAUUAGGCAUCUUUCCACUGGAGGUACUGAUUCUGUUGUUCAAGCUGCAGCUCCAGUGCAAUACAGUGGCAUCUUCAAAAUGCUGUCAGAAAGCACGCCUGUUAAAGUUGCACAAGAUUCCCUAUUGUGGAUUCAUGACUAUACAGCUUUACCAUGGUGGUUAGUUGUUAUACUUACCACCAUUAUGAUACGAACAACAGUGACUUUGCCACUAUCUUUCUAUCAGCAAUGUAUAAUUGCCAAAUUAGAAAACCUCAAACCAGAGAUGAAUAACAUAGUUAAGGAGCUGAAGAUAGAAACACGUUAUGGGAUGCAGAAAUAUAACUGGCCUAAGCCAGUCGCUAGACGUCUGUACAAUCAUUCUGUGAAGAAACAAUGGAACGAAUUAAUCAUCCGAGAGAACUGUCAUCCAGCUAAAGCUACUAUCUUGGUACUAGUGCAGUUACCCUUAUGGAUAUCGUUGUCAAUGUCGAUUAGAAAUUUAUGUUACAUGUUACCUAAGCAGGAUGCCACUGCUUACGGUAUCCACCAGGAGUUUACGAGUGAUGGAUUUCUUUGGUUCAUGGAUUUGACUGUGCCAGAUCCAUUUAUACUUCCCAUACUAAUGGGAUUGUUCAAUCUAGCUAUUAUUGAAAUAAAUUAUAUGAGUAGGCUACAAGUGCAAACGAAAUGGAAAAAAUACUUAACUUAUUUCUUCAGAAUUGUUACAAUUGGCCUGAUACCGAUUGCUAUGUAUGUACCAUCGUGUGUGAGCUUGUAUUGGACAACUAGCAGUGCAUUUGGUCUUUUACAAAAUUUGCUGUUGUUAUCUCCUAAGUUACGUCGGUUCGCAAGAGUGCCGAUAACUGCAUCCGAAUCACAGAAUCCGUAUAUGAUGCUGCGUGAAAAGAUAACAGCCAGAUGUCGCUUUAGAAAAAACGUCGAAGUUUCAUCAAAGAUCUAAAUAUAGUUUUAGGUCUUUAUGAGUUAAUCUUUUGUACAACAAAAUAUCUUGUACAAUUAUUAAAUACGGAUUAAUUUUGCGAA